Messenger RNA from Aspergillus alliaceus, 363 nucleotides. RefSeq names its product serine palmitoyltransferase small subunit family protein. Lineage: Eukaryota; Fungi; Ascomycota; Eurotiomycetes; Eurotiales; Aspergillaceae. The transcript is spliced from 2 exons. The record is from RefSeq and is a predicted model, not a curated record. Bases 1 to 363 code for a protein of 120 amino acids.
AUGACCUUUCUUCUCUGGAUUCCCGCCUCCUUUGCCCGUUGGAUUCGCUUGAAAAUAUACCAAUAUGAGGUGACUUUUGCUGUAUAUAUGCUCACGCCCACCGAAAAAUUUAUUUUCAAUUCUCUCCUUCUGACCCUGAUCUCAAUGAUUAUCACCGCGAUUUACGUCUACCUCCCCGACCACCUUAGAUCCGUCUAUAGUCACCUCUAUUAUUAUUGGGCCGGCGAACGUCCCUUCAUAUCCUCCGCUUUACCAUCAAUCAGUUCGGUAUUUCGAGAAACCGGGACCCAGCCUCUGGAGGUUAUGUACGAGACUGCCAAAAAUACUGCCGCUGCUGCCACGGACACAAUUCGCGAGUUAUAA